CACAAAGCAUUCAUUCAUUGAACAGAGGUUGAACCUCCCACAGUCCUUUGACAACCACAUUCUUUUGUCUGUAGAUCAGACCCAGUCAAUCCUUGAUAUACUUAUCAACCUCGUUCGUCCAGUCCACACGACAGACAAUCACAAGCACUCUUUCAAAAUGCUCUUCAACAAGAUCAUCAGCCUCGCUGCUACCCUGGCCACUGCCUCGGCCCUGCCUUUCGCUCCGGCGCCCCGCAGCAUCAGCGGCGGUGUCACCCUCAUCAACAACCUGUCCCAGGACCUCUACCUCUGGUCCGUCUCGGGCACCGCCUCACCCAUGGUGACCUUGCCCGCUGGCCAAUCCUACCAGGAGACCUGGCAGAUCAACCCCACUGGCGGCGGCAUCUCCAUCAAGAUCGGAUGCUCUGAGGAUGGCUCCGACGUGCUGCAGUACGAGUACACCAAGGUCGGCGACCUCCUCUUCUGGGACAUGUCGAGCAUCGAUCUGAGCUCAGGCUCGCCGCUCGUGGCUGCCGGCUUCGAUGUCAGCAUCGAUGACAGCUCGUGCGACACCGUCACCUGCGCCCCCGGCGACGUCAACUGCUCCGAAUCCUACCAGUACCCUGACGACCACAACACCCGUGCCUGCUCCAGCAGUGCUGCUUAUACCCUCACCCUGGGUACAGCGAACUAAGCAAAACAAAAUCGUCCUUGAAACGUCAUGUCACUCUUUCAUUUCCCGGCGUUUCUUGGACUUCCACGACCCGCAUAUAGGCAGGCCCUCGCCCAGGCAGGCGGUCUUACGACUCAUGACGGAUGCGCUCUAGUAGCGCUCACGGUAUAUAUGGGAACGGAACUUGGCGCAUAUGAAGGAUAUACCAGAUACCUAGGGUUGGGAUAGAUUGAAAAAUACACCACUUUACACUACCUC
Aspergillus nidulans FGSC A4 is the source of this 910-nucleotide messenger RNA. RefSeq names its product protein calA. Bases 158 to 673 code for a protein of 171 amino acids. The record is from RefSeq and is a predicted model, not a curated record. The transcript has a single exon. NCBI's taxonomy places the organism in Eukaryota, Fungi, Ascomycota, Eurotiomycetes, Eurotiales, Aspergillaceae.